GGUCACAGAGCCCAGUCCUCAGCUCACGCAUGCACGAAUCAAGUCGACGUUCUUCUCUCUGGGAUUAUUGGAAAUCUGUGAUCGAGACGUGCACACAGCGCUUAUCGCUAAAACUUACAUCUCGAUCUCGCCUGCGGGAAGAAAUAUACCAAAAUCAGAAAUGUGUCGAUUUACAUAUUCAAGACGUAUUUUUGUCGCGUUUGAAUACUAUCACCCUACUGUCAUCUUGCAAUUUUUUAUAAAUUUGAAUUGAACAUCUAGUGAAGCACUUUUCGAGAGAAGAUCGUCGUUUAAAUCAUUAUUUCGUAUAAAAGGAUCACGUUUUGAAAAUGCAAGAAGUAUUUCGCAUUGAAACUUAAUUACUCUCUAUUUGGAAAUCAUUAUAAGAUUGUUUUUCACAUUCAUUUCCACUUAGCCAGUGCAAUUUAUGUCUCUUUGUUAUUAAUAAAAUCUAACAUUGUGCUUUUGUUUCUACGUAAUGGAACGUUCCAAGCGAAAACAGAAGUUAUCAUCUUAUUUCUAUUAAUACACUAUAUAUUGAUACAGGCAAAUUAAAAAUAAUAUCUAAAUGUCGUGUAUAACAUUAUCUAUUUCUGUCGUACCGCAGUAAGUACAAAUUAUAAUUAAGAUACGAUUAUCUGCGCAAUGAUGAUGUAUGUGCGGAUCAAUACACGACGUUCCGACAUAUUCUAGCAAGAUCUCGUAAGAAAUUCAUACUGGAAAUUAAGAAAUGUGUCGCUUGAUCAAUCAUAAACGUAUUAACGACGAAUGCAAACUUUGUGCGAAAAAAAUAUCGCCCUUUGCGUAAUUAUAAUACGCGUAAUUACGCAUUAUCGCACAUUAUCUGAAUGUUCAUUAUCGCGUUCGAUGUGUCUCUUUGUUUCUGCGCCAGGAAAUCAUUAAAUCAUGCGAGCGAUAUUGGCGAUCGUGUUGAUGUUCGUCGCGGGGUACUUCAUUGCAGCGACCACGGCGUCCAAGGACCGCAAUUAUCCCCCUUUCUUCAAGCACCGGACGAAGCUGAGGGAGAUCCGCGGUUUCAAACCGGAAUACAUCUCGACGGCGAUCGGGUUCGGGAAGAGGGACAGCCUCGCGGAGGCCCCGAAUUUCAACGGGCACGAGAAAGAUUUGUUGUCAGCUCUGAGGAACCUCCCGCGCGCGGUGUCGGCGGAUGUGCUACUCCGGAUGAUGCAGACGAAUCCCGCGCUGACUAGCAAGCUGACGCAGCUGUCGAUGCAAAACGACCAGGGCGACCAAGAGGAGUCGAUGACGGAACCACCCUCGAGGCCCGGGAGAGCGUUUGCUCUGUUUUAAUCCCAGCGAUCGCGACGCAAACGACGAAGGGAUAUAUGUCUUAGGUUCUCAGGCGAAACGUGUGUUCGAUAUACCCAUAUACCCUGGAAACAUAUGUUCUUAUAUUUCUCGGUUCUUCGCAUAUUGUAUCGCGAAAUAUUCGCGUAGACGCUAUAUUAAUCUUUGCCUCCCUCGUAGUUUCUCCGCGUCACUCCGCGACGAAGUUAGAUGCGCGACGAAACGGCUAAAUAUUAGGAUCGAGGGACGUUUUUCUUUUUCUUUCACCCGACAAGCAUACAGUCGAUCGAUGUAAAAUUAAAACUUUGUCGUAGAACGAUGUCGAAAAUAUAUAUGUAUAUAUCGAUAGAUGUAUCGUAUAAUUGUGAUUGUUUCUCUUUUUUUAAUCGUUAAAGAUUCGAUAUACUAAUAUUGUGUGUGUAAAAUCGAUGAAUAUACAGAAAUGAAAGAUAGAUGAAAGAAAAUAAAUAAAUGCACAUUUCUCUUUAGAA
Molecule: messenger RNA, 1799 nt
Organism: Temnothorax curvispinosus
Lineage: Eukaryota; Metazoa; Arthropoda; Insecta; Hymenoptera; Formicidae
Product: allatotropin-like
Exons: 2
Coding region: 907-1311 (134 amino acids)
Source: RefSeq, a predicted model, not a curated record